Messenger RNA from Fukomys damarensis (Damara mole-rat), 1532 nucleotides. RefSeq names its product chromosome unknown C6orf52 homolog (gene CUNH6orf52). Lineage: Eukaryota; Metazoa; Chordata; Mammalia; Rodentia; Bathyergidae. The record is from RefSeq and is a predicted model, not a curated record. The coding region runs from base 296 to 706 and encodes 136 amino acids. Gene Ontology annotation, biological process: selenocysteine incorporation. The transcript is spliced from 4 exons. Gene Ontology annotation, cellular component: nucleus. Gene Ontology annotation, molecular function: tRNA binding.
CAUAGUUGAACAAGCAUGCACGUUCACACACGCUGAUUACCCAGACCUGACACUUGGGGGAGGAGCAGAGUCCCCCCAGGUGGCCACAAUACAUCCCUGCUUCUGCCCACACGUUUGCCCAGUUUUCAGGAAAGCCGAGCCAUUAACUCCCAGGCCCCAUGACCCAUAAUUCCUCACGGCUCAUAGUCCCUCCACCUACAUAACUCCCUGAGGCGUUGGGAGAGGGUCGUCCACCAGUUCACAGUUUUUGACACAGGAAUAAAAGCUGUGUGUUUUUUGGAAAGUUUCUGCAUAAAUGGCCAGGUGGCAGAACUUUGCAGAAUUUGGUACAGCCCAAGAAAAUAACUAUUACUACUACUGGCAAAGAGAGAAGCUGGAGCUCCAGCCUGGCCAAGAUCACAGCUAUGACGUGUGGUAUGAGCAGCCCCCGGGCUUUUACACUCAGUCCAGGUACAGCUACAGCUAUGCAGUGGCUGGAAGUGGACCUGAGCCUUUUAUGUACGAGGUGGCCAUGCACCCAGCUGGAACUUCAGUGACGCCCCAGGAAACCAAGUUGACAACCAAGUUUUCAGCUGAAGGCCAAGAUGAAGACUCACUAGAAGGUGAUACAGCAGUUUCAGGAAAUGUGACUUUCACAGGCAGUGGGAUGGAGGAGGCCCUGAAGAUGGAGCCCACCAGAACAGGACUUGUAUCCUUCCAGGAUUAGGAGGGGGCUUGGUUCCUCCUCCUCUGUCCACUCUGUACCACCUGGGCCCUGUCCGGAACUGUCCGUACCAGCUUCUGACCUCCAGCAUGGUGAGAAAUACAUCUGCUGUUGAUAAGCCACCCAGACCAUGGCACUUUUAUAGCAGCUUGAAUCAAGCGAGAUGAUAACAAAAUAUUAUUCCAGCAUGUGCUCUUCAUACUAGGUCUUCCAAAUACAGUGUACACUCCGAUUUUUAUUGUAAAAUACACAGAAGGUUCACGGUCACCGUCCCUGCCAUUUUGAAGUGUCCGGUGCAGUGACAUUCAUUCUUUUGUACAGCCAUCGCCACCAUCCCUCUCUGGAGCACUCUUCCUCUUAGAAAGCUGAAACUGCAUCCAUGAAGCAGGAAGUCCUUGUUCCCUCCUUUCUUGUCCUUGGCAGCCACCCUCCUCGGUCAGCACGGUGCCUACUUUGUCCUUACCUCGGGACCAGCUGUGUUCACUGGGGCCAGAGGCUGCUGUGCCAGGUGGUGAGGAUUUGGGGAAAGAGGUCCCCUCAUGGGUUCCUUUGGUUGCUGAUUACUUCAAGCCAAGGGCACUUGGGAUGCAGCAAACAAGAGAGAGGCUUCCUCUGAACUUCUGUUCUCUGCUGCAGACAGGUUAUCCUGCAGUGGCUCUGUUGUCCACCCCACUGGAGUCUGAUCCACCAGGGAAGAUCAGCUGUGUCUCCAGAGAGGAGGCUGAAGUGGACAUUGUGCCUGGUCAGGCUCUGUUCUCCCAAGGGCCACUCACUUUUUGCAUCAUUUUUAAAUUUUGUUUUUGAGUUUGAAAGCAGGUCUUUGCUGGCC